Messenger RNA from Electrophorus electricus (electric eel), 1422 nucleotides. It is a transcript of the gene ccnp, whose product is annotated as cyclin P. The record is from RefSeq and is a predicted model, not a curated record. NCBI's taxonomy places the organism in Eukaryota, Metazoa, Chordata, Actinopteri, Gymnotiformes, Gymnotidae.
AUGGCUCGAACUGGAUUCUGCGAUUCCAGGCCGCUGCUGGACCCCUGCAAGACUGAAGAAAAUAGAGUACCUUUGCGGACGUGGGCCAAUGCGUGCGCUGUGAAGGCACGGCGCGCGUGUAACGAGGUAGCGGGAUUGAGAUCCUGGCAACAGUACAAGGCAGAAAAUAAGGAUGAACGGCAAUGGAUCGAGAGGCUGCCAUUAUCUGCAGAAGAUGGGAUCAUCAUGGAUUAUGCUGAGAAGAAUAAAUCAGCUUCAGUUGAUGGCUACGAGGAGGAGGCUCUGCUAAAUCAUCUGCACAGAGUGCAGGCAUUACCCACAUUGAGGCAGCUUGUACCUGGUCUCUUGCAAAGAGAGAUUGAAGUGGCAAUGGACAAGCUUGGACUUCUGUAUGACCGAACUUAUGCUUGGGAUGUCUUUUCCGACAUGAUGAGAAGUCAAUUAAACAGUACUCUUCCGAAUGCUGAACUACCCAGGCCUUUCACAGACACCACACGUGCCAUCUUGGUGGACUGGCUGAUUCAGGUUCAUGAAGUGUUCAGCUUCUCAGAGGAAACUUUGUAUUUGGCGGUACAUCUGUUGAACCGCGCACUACAGCAGAUUAAGGUCUCCAUUUCAAGCUUGCAGUUGCUGGGUGUAGUCUGCCUUUUCCUGGCUGCCAAAAAAGAGGAGUGCCUGCUUCCAGAGGUGUCAGAACUCUGUUACCUGAUGGCCAAUACCUACACAAAAAAACAGCUGUUGCGGAUGGAGCGGAGAGUUUUGAGUGGGUUGCAGUUUGAACUCUCCCACUGUCCUCCAAUUCACUUCCUGCUCCUCUCAGCCUACAUUGCACGCUGCAGUGAUAAGGUGAUCUGCAUGGCUCGGUACCUGCUGGAGUUGUCUCUUCUGGAGGGUCAGUGUAUACAAUACCUCCCCACACAUUUGGCUGGGGCUGCGCUCCAUCUAGCUCGCCAACUCCUUCAGGAAGCACCCACACCUGAGGGUGAAACUGCCUGGUGUAUUGCAUCCAACAUCCAUUUGGGCAGUGAGGCUACUCUUUUCAACAUAAUGCAGAUCAUGGCAAUUGCUGCAGCGAAGGCACACACUCGAGAGACCCGGGCCACCUACAUCAAAUUCUCCAGUGUGGAAACCCUUCAUGUCAGCAUGCACCCUGCACUGACGAAUGCCCCGUGUCUUCUGGGUCUGCCCUGCCUUCAAAGCUGAGAAACCUAGAACAGUGCUUCUGCUACUAACCUGGAAACACAAAUGGCUGGGUGGGAGUUAAACAGAUUGGUGUAGCUGGAAUAGAUUUUGCCACCAACCACCUGUGGAGUAGAUGUUAACCUGUAAAUUAUCCUGCUCCUAUGAAAAUGAGCACUUGGCCCGCUAGGACGUUUUGUACUGAAUUUCAUUGCUCUUUUAGAUCACCCAGUCAAAACUGAG